UACCAACUUGGAUCAUGCCUUUAACCUGUUCGAUGAAAUGAUCCAGAGAAAACCCCUGCCAUCUGUUGUUAAGUUUACUCAGUUGUUAAAUGCUGUUUCCAAAAUGAAACAUUUUUCUUCUUGUCUCCAUCUUUUCAAACAAAUGUGUCUCAUUGGAGUGCCUGUUAACGAGUACUCUAUGAGUAUUGCCAUCAAGUGUUGUUCUCAGAUGUCCGACUUUGCACUCCUGGGCUGUUGCUUCAGGCGAGCUGUUGUACCCGAUGUCUUCACAUUUAGUACACUCUUAGAUGGACUCAUUCGUGAAGAUAGGAUUAUCGAGGCAGAGAGGCUGUUCAAGAAGCUCAUCAAGCACAAACUCUGUGAACCUAAUGUAGUUAUAUAUUCCACUAUGAUUAAAGGGCUUUGCAAGGUUGGGAAUAAUGAUAUUGCUGUUGGUUUGCUUAGGCUCAUGGAUGAAAGAGGCUGCAAGCCUAAUGUAUUGGUUCAGUUCUAUAAUGUUGUUGUAUAUAGCACCAUCAUUGAUAGUCUCUGCAAGGACAAACUGAUAGAUGAUGCUUUCAAGCUUUUCAAUGAAAUGGUAUUUCACAAAGGCAUUCCACCAAAUGUCAUCACAUACAGCUCUUUGAUUCACGGUCUUUGUAACUUAUGUCGUUGGGACGAGGUCUCUAAGCUGCUAAAAGAAAUGGAGGAUCUAAGGAUCUCUCCUAGUUUGCGAACCUUUAACAUAUUAGCUGAUGCAUUUUGCAAGGAAGGUAUGGUGGAUGAAGCGAGGGCUGUUAUAGACAUCAUGGUUGAGAGAGGUGAGGUUCCUGACAUAGUGACAUACAGUUCACUGAUAGAUGGAUACUGUCUGCGAGGUGAAAUGACCAAAGCAAGGGCGCUUUUUGAUUCACUUACUUCUAAAGGUCUCGUCCCAAAUGUUGUUACUUAUAGCAGUUUAUUGAAUGGGUAUUGCAAGAGUUUCAAAGUAGAAGAGGCCAUGCAUUUGUUUCAUGAGAUAACAAGAAAAGGUUUGAAACCUAGUUUCAUCACUUACAACACCAUGUUACAGGGAUUGUUUAGGGUCGGACGUUGUGGAGAGAUACCAGAUGAAUGCACCUAUAGAAUAAUAUUAGACGGUCUUUGCAACAACCAUCAAGUUGAAGAUGUGCUCUCUUUGUUUCAUUUGGUGGGUGAUAGCAAGCUAAACUCUGACAUUCAAGUGUACACUGUUCUUAUUGAUGGUAUGAGCAAAUGUGGGAAGCUUGAUAUUGCAAUGGAUCUUUUCCAAGACCUAACUCUAAAAGGUUUGCAGCCUAAUGUUCGGACAUAUACCGUGAUGGUUGGUGGCUUGUGUGGGGAAGGUUUACUAAAGGAAGCAAAGCACUUGUUUCGUAAAAUGGAUGAGACUGGCUGCCCACCAAAUAGUGUUACUUACAAUGUUCUUCUCCAAGGAUAUCUUAAGAACCAGAAUUACGAUGAUGUUGAGAUGCUUUUACAGGAAAUGGAUGGAAGAAGUUACUCACUUGAUGCUUCAACUUUAUCGAUGUUGAUUGAUGAAAUCGCAGCUGGUUCAGUAGAUAGAAGUAUGCUUAAAUUGAUAGGUAAGCUUGUCCCAAAAGAAAUGAUGGAUACUACUGCCUAG
Molecule: messenger RNA, 1624 nt
Organism: Helianthus annuus (common sunflower)
Lineage: Eukaryota; Viridiplantae; Streptophyta; Magnoliopsida; Asterales; Asteraceae
Product: pentatricopeptide repeat-containing protein At1g63130, mitochondrial
Molecular function (GO): protein binding
Source: RefSeq, a predicted model, not a curated record